AUGUUCAAACUCCUCCCGCUCCUCCUCCUCGCGGUCCUCCUCCUCUCUUUCACUGAGUUCACUGCUGCUAUCCUCGAUAACACUCGCCCCAUCGAAGGCAACACCAUCUGCGAAACUAGUAGCGGCUCCCCCCUCACCGCUGAGCUGAUGGAACUCGUUAAGACCGGCCCCGGUUUCGAAACUCUGUGCGUUCAGAAGAAACCCAAUGACGCCAACGGUCGUCCUGGAUGCACCUGGUGCGGGGGGUUGGCCGGCGGCAAUCUCAAGAUCUCUAUCUGCGGAGUGAAGGGCUCUAGAUUCAACUUCAAGGAAGUUAAGGAGGCGUUGAAAAGAUUGGUGAAGGAAUGCACCAAAACCUACGGCCUACGCAGAAUUCGGAAGACUGGUGGGAUGUGGAGGGAUAGGGGGGGACAGUUCACGGUCCUCGCACACCUCUGA
Molecule: messenger RNA, 438 nt
Organism: Morchella sextelata
Lineage: Eukaryota; Fungi; Ascomycota; Pezizomycetes; Pezizales; Morchellaceae
Exons: 1
Coding region: 1-438 (145 amino acids)
Source: RefSeq, a predicted model, not a curated record